AUGAAGAUUUCCUCCCUGCUUAUCGGCAGCGCGUGGUCUUCAAUAUCGAUAAUUGACGAGCCGCUGCCGGUCAGGGCGAUUGUUGGCGAAACCGUCACCCUUCCAUGUGCAGUUGAUGGACUUCCCAGCAAGGACAAGAACUCGGUUCAAUGGCUCAAGGGAUCUACCGAAAGGGGGUACUUUGCUCUUGGUUUUCCUCCACUUGGAAUUGAAAGAUUUACCCAAAAAGCAGGAGACAACAAAGAUUACUCUCUGACAAUCGACGAUGUCCAAAUCGAAGACGAAGCAACAUUCGAGUGCCAAGUCACGAAGCACCAGCUCCGCUCCCGCCAAGCGCAUCUUACAGUUCUCCAACCGCCACAAGAUGUGAGCAUGUUUCCCGUGUCCGACGGUCGGGGCAACAGAUGGCCCGAGCUUGACGAGAAAACUGGCGUGCUCUCCGUCGUUGAGGGCGAAGCUACGAAAUUGCGGUGUGUUGCUAGUUCUUCCAAGCCUGCUACUGCUCUUGACUGGUCUUUAUCAGGAGCGUCUAUGAACGGCACAGAUUCCAUUUCCGGCGAAGUCGUGAAAACAACAGUCUCCGAAAUGACAUUCAAGCCGACCAAAGAAGACCACCAGAAAUUCGUGACGUGCAAGGGAAGAAACGAGGCGCUGGAUGAGCCUGUUAUCCGUGAAGUCGUGCUCAACGUACUUUCAAAACCUUCGAUUGCCGUUGAACUCUCCAGUGACUCUACUGCAGAAGGCGAUGACGUCACAGCUAGUUGCCGGACUUCCGCUAACCCUCCAGUGGCGGCUUCGGACAUCCUCUGGUCAGUCGGUGGUGUACGCGUCGAGAAUGCUUCCGGUCCAACGCUCAUGCUCAACUCGGUCAGCUCGGAUAUGGAUUUGAAGCUCGUCGAAUGCAGAGCGAAAAACUCAAUUGGACAGAGUUCUGGUGCCACUCCUCUCCGAGUCACAUAUGCGCCAAAAGCAGUCAAAUCAACUCCCGAACGCGUCGUUAUGGAUCAACUUGAACGAGCCGCUCUCAAGUGCGAAUUCGCCGGAAAUCCGAAACCCGAGAUCACGUGGUUCAGGUCUCAUGAUCAGGAAACACAGAUCGGUGUGGGGGAUUUCUUAGAGAUUGCGGAGCUCAGUUCUUCUCAUGCGGGUGAGUAUAUUUGCUUGGCGGAGUCGAUGCUUGGCAAGGCCAGAUCGAGCGUCACCUUGGCUGUUCGUGGACCACCAGUUAUUACCAGUCAAACAGUACAAACCGGAGACACCCUGGAAUGCGCCUUCAUCGCCGAGCCGGAACCAAUCUUGGUCCAAAUCAGGGAUGUUGCAGUUGCCGAUCAAGAAGAAGCGCUCGUUUUCAAAGGAACUCCCGAAGACUUCAAGAACUCGCAGCUUUCGCUCCUCCUCGAGCGCGGCCAGUACGAAUGCAUCGUUGGAAAUGAACUCGGCCAAGUCUCCAAACUCAUCAACCUGAAGGAAACCGGGCUACCACUGGAAGUUAUUCUUGGUACCGUGAUUGCUGUGGCUCUUCUUCUUGCGGUCGCUGGAGCAGCCCUUUGGUUGCGGCUUCGCUCGAUGACCCGAGGUCAGUGUUACAAAGCAGCUGAUUGGGCGGGCGCUGCUGCUGGUGCUGGUGUUUCUGGAGCUACCGCUGGACAUCAUCAUUCGCGGAACGACGACCACUUUGCCACCGAGAUCUCUUGCCCUCAGCUUCUCCGAGAAUCCUCAACCAAGUCCGUCAACGAAAUCAACUCGACUUCAUCCCAUCAGUCGAAAAAGAUAGCUUCUGUCCAAGGAUCGCGAGUCGGACAAAUUCACACACAAUCAACAGGCUCUGCAAUCCACGAUGAUGGCUAUGGAACCGAGUCAGGCUCGAACAACAAGAACUCAGAGGACUCGAGUCAGAGCGAGAGCAAUUCUGACUAUGAAGUGUUGGUUUGUACCCUCAACCAGUCGGUUUCCACCGGAAGCGAGCAGAUUCGAGUCGUUUUCGAAGGGUCAGACCCGUCCAACGCAACUUACUUUCCUGAGAAUCUUCGCUGCCAAGCUGCUAAGCUCCGUCAGAAGCAACUUUCAAACCAUCAAAGACCGAAGGCUAGAUCAGUCAGCCAAGUCUGA
Molecule: messenger RNA, 2109 nt
Organism: Oikopleura dioica
Lineage: Eukaryota; Metazoa; Chordata; Appendicularia; Copelata; Oikopleuridae
Source: the annotation of a GenBank genome assembly